Molecule: messenger RNA, 1225 nt
Organism: Rhizophagus irregularis DAOM 181602=DAOM 197198
Lineage: Eukaryota; Fungi; Glomeromycota; Glomeromycetes; Glomerales; Glomeraceae
Source: RefSeq, a predicted model, not a curated record
UAUGUGUCCAUAUAUGUAAUGUAAGGUUAAGGGUGCAUAAAUAGUAAUUCACACAGAGACACCUUCCAAUACUUAAUAGCAAUUUUUAUUUUUUUCUGUGAAUUAUAUAAAGAUAAUUAAAUAAUUUCUUUAACCAAGAGCCAGCAACCAAACCUCUACCUUCAAAAAAUAUUUCCAUCUCAACAAGUAACACGUCUACAACGCUCGCAAACGCAGAACCUCCGUUGCAAACAAGUCAAAAAUCCCCAAAUAAUACAGGAGCAACGCAACGUCCACCACCACGUUCAUUCCUCUCGUUUCUCUUUUGUUGCACAUGGGGAGCUGGCGCUAUGAUAAACGAUGUUGACAAGCCUGAAAAUAUCACUGUUCCUACCACUAAUACUCCAUCUGGGACCGUCGUGAGCAAUAAAAGUUUUACCAAAAAACAGACGAAUACCACAAUAGAACAGGAAAAGCCUGCCGAAGUUAGUCCACCAGUGGUUCCCGAACCAAUUUUGGAAGAACCAAAUGAAGGAGAGGUCGAAAAUAAAUGGCUCCUUGGCCCAAUAGGACCUGAACAUAUUGGUAGAAAGUGUUUAGUAUUAGAUUUAGAUGAAACUCUAGUACAUAGUUCUUUUAAGUUGAUUCAUCAAGCUGAUUUUGUUGUACCGGUUGAAAUUGAAAGUCAAAUACACAAUGUCUAUGUAAUAAAACGUCCUGGAGUUGAUCAUUUUUUGAAAAAAAUGGGGGAAAUAUACGAAAUUGUAGUGUUUACUGCAAGUUUGUCAAAGUAUGCCGACCCUGUUCUUGAUAUGUUAGAUACGAGCAAAGUGGUUAAACAUCGAUUAUUUAGAGAAUCAUGUAGUAAUCAUAAGGGAAAUUAUGUGAAAGACUUAUCGCUACUUGGUCGAGCACUUAAUGACACUAUCAUUAUUGAUAACUCUCCUGCAAGUUAUAUCUUUCAUCCAACUAAUGCUGUUCCUAUAUCGUCAUGGUUUAAUGACCCACACGAUACUGAAUUGUUGGAUUUAAUACCAUUUUUGGAAGAUUUAACAAUGGUAGAUGACGUAAUGAUGGUUUUGGACACUUCCAAUACUUCCAAUGAAGCGCACUAGAAGAUCUGAUGAGAGGACAAUUUCUGAACAUAGCAGGUGGUGCUGAUGUUCAGCACGGACUGGAAAACAUCAUGUUCACAGCUGCUUUCUUGACUCUCAGUCGGGAUUGUCAAAGAUUCAAUUCUCUUUAA